AGUCACUGUAGGGGCUGCUGGAAAAGAAGUCUGUGACACUCAUUAACCUAUUUGAGCAGAUCUUGUACGAUCUAAAGGAGAAAAUGUUCUUGGCUGUUUUGUAUUGCCUUCUGUGGAGUUUCCAGAUCUCUGAUGGCCAUUUUCCUCGAGCCUGUGCCUCCUCUAAGAACUUGUUGGCAAAAGAAUGCUGCCCACCAUGGAUGGGUGAUGGGAGUCCCUGCGGCCAGCUUUCAGGCAGAGGUUCCUGCCAGGACAUCCUUCUGUCCAAUGCACCAUCUGGACCUCAGUUCCCCUUCAAAGGGGUGGAUGACCGUGAGUCCUGGCCCUCUGUGUUUUAUAAUAGGACCUGCCAGUGCUCUGGCAACUUCAUGGGUUUCAACUGUGGAAACUGUAAGUUUGGAUUUGGGGGCCCAAAUUGUACAAAGAAGCAACUCUUAAUUAGAAGAAACAUUUUUGAUUUGAGUGUCGCAGAAAAGAAUAAGUUCUUUUCUUACCUUACUUUAGCAAAGCAUACUAUCAGCUCAGUCUAUGUCAUCCCCACAGGCACCUAUGGCCAAAUGAACAAUGGGUCAACACCCAUGUUUAAUGACAUCAACAUCUAUGACCUCUUUGUAUGGAUGCAUUACUAUGUGUCAAGGGACACAUUGCUUGGGGGCUCUGAAAUCUGGAGGGACAUUGAUUUUGCCCAUGAAGCACCAGCGUUUCUGCCUUGGCAUAGACUUUUCUUGCUAUUGUGGGAACAAGAAAUGCGGGAGCUAACCAGGGAUGAGAAUUUCACCAUUCCAUACUGGGAUUGGAGAGAUGCAGAAAACUGUGACAUUUGCACAGAUGAGUACCUGGGAGGACGUCACCCUGAAAAUCCUAACUUACUCAGCCCAGCAUCCUUCUUCUCCUCCUGGCAGAUCAUUUGUAGCAGAUCUGAAGAGUAUAAUAGCCGUCAGGUUUUAUGUGAUGGAACACCUGAGGGACCAUUAUUACGCAAUCCUGGAAACCACGACAAAUCCAAAACCCCCAGGCUCCCGUCUUCAGCAGAUGUGGAAUUUUGUCUGAGUUUGACCCAGUAUGAAUCUGGACCAAUGGAUAAAACUGCCAAUUUCAGCUUUAGAAACACACUGGAAGGAUUUGCCAGUCCACUCACAGGGAUAGCAGAUUCUUCACAAAGUAGCAUGCACAAUGCUUUGCAUAUCUUUAUGAAUGGAACAAUGUCCCAAGUACAGGGAUCGGCUAAUGAUCCCAUUUUUCUUCUUCAUCAUGCUUUUGUGGACAGGUUGGUUUAAUGAGGACUCUUCCUAGCAAUUCAACUCAAAGUGCUGCUUAGUAUUUUUAUAUAUUACAUAAUAUCUCUCAAGUCUUGGCUUCUGGAAUGUCUUCCCAUCUUGGCACAGCAUGCCAUGGUGGUGAGAGUUAUAGAUGCAAUGAUCCUAUCAAUUUUGUAUAUUAGCUGGUCUUCAAAUUCUUUCAUGGAAAUUGUCUGUGUUAAGGCUUACAAAUCCAUGCUUUACUUUGAUGUGAUUUACUUUGGUAAAAAUGUUUCCAUUUUCAACCUUUGAGAAAAUGAUGACUUCUUCUGGAAAUAAUGGAUUGUUGGUGGGUAGCACAGAUCGUAGAUAAAUGUUUGGGAGUGGAAAGGAGUUUUAUCAACAUUGUUUUGACAUUGUUUUGCUGUUCAAUUUACAACACAAAGCUUUGUAUGAUCAAAUGCAAACACAGUUCUGCACACAUACGUACAAUUAUCUGUACAUCUAUAAGUGCCUUUUAUAUUCUAUAUAUGCCAUAUUGGACUUGAGCAGGCAGCACUGACUACAUAUUUCUCAUCUCCAUCUGUUUCCAUCCAAGCUAUAGAAUGUAAAUUAAGUAACAUACAGUAAAAUGAAUCUCCUUUGGUAAUUGUGAGUUAAUAGGUAAGGACAUUUGGGAGUGAAGAAAAGAAUACAAUUGAGGUGAAGACCAAGAGGCAUCCUCUUUAGCCUAUGAGCUCACAACACUAAAAUUGUGACCAUCACAAAGGAAAUAUCCACUAAUUAUGUAAUAUACUUAUGACUAUAUAUUUCUUGAAAUAUAAAUACAAUUUUAAUUGGUGGCAUUUGAGAGGAAAAAUGUUCAGCCUAUAGCUAACAAAACCUAUAUAGAAGUUUUCAGUUAGAGAAGGUUCAUUUUAGCCCCAAUUAUUAUAAAAUCUACUGAAGUACAAAAAGGACAAGUAACAUUUAUAGGAAACUAGAUGUAUACUGAAUUCUUUGUAUGCUGCAUAAAUAAACUCAUUUCAUAUCUACAGAUUCUGCCAUCAUAUCAGUUAAGUCCCAUGUCAUUACAUUAUAGAUAAAAAAACACAAUUAAAGAGUUUAAGU
Arvicanthis niloticus (Nile rat) is the source of this 2348-nucleotide messenger RNA. The record is from RefSeq and is a predicted model, not a curated record. NCBI's taxonomy places the organism in Eukaryota, Metazoa, Chordata, Mammalia, Rodentia, Muridae.